GAAUAAGCGGAGGUUCGUUGAACCGCUAUAUACUUACCUUAUAAUACACCUUAUCUGUCAAACGAAUUGUUGAAAUAUCCAUUUUUAGUAAAUGAAAAUAGCUGAAAUACUAUCGCUCUGCUGCUGUAAUGCUGACGACUUUCCGGUUUCACGAGCAUCAGAGAAACCGAAUCGAGUAAUGUUGAAUUUCGCGAGAUCACCAAGGAUAAGUAGUUGCCGCAAGAAAGCCUAAUUGUCGAAAUUUGCUGCUAGAGCCUAUCAUGGCUGAAAUCAAACGUAUACCACUGCAGAGUGCUCCAAUACAGGAUGUUUCCAAACAGAUAGCGAAGAAAUCUGAGAAACCUGAGAAGAAGAAGGAAAAGCAGAUAGCACCAUCCUUUCGCUUCGUGCUCAAUCUUCAUGAGUCCAACGAGCAGAGGUGUCCUGAAUUUAAUUACUCGGACCUUCUAAAGAAGGCUGAAUCAAGGCGAAGGAAGGAGAAGAAGAAGGAUGAGUACAAUGCAAGCAAUGGUCUUAGUGUAUUCGAUGAGAACGCGGAUGAUGACAAGGUCCUUGAUGUAGCCAGGUACUUCGAGGAAAAGUAUGGCAAUCGCAAAAAGAAUGAUUACGUUGAUCUUGGAGCUGGUUACGAUGAGAACGAUUCCUUCAUUGAUAAUACAGAUGCAUACGAUGAGCUUGUACCUGAAGAUAUAACUACUGCAUUUGGAGGCUUCUAUGUUAAUAGUGGUGCUCUGGUAUUCAAAGAAUCAGGCAAGUUUCCAAACCUUCCAAAGCUCAAUCAUGAUAAUGGUAAUGGCAACGACGACGAUGAUGAUGAUGAUGAUGAAGAAGCUAGCACUGACGACGACACUGAUGAGAAUGAAGAAAUUGCAACUAAGCCUGCAAGCAAGAGGUCCCUUAGUUCUUCCGAUGAGACAGAGGAGAGCACUCAGCCUCCAAAGUCAAAAAUCUGUAAAGAGCUACCACCGGAGAUCAAUCUAGUAGAGUGAUCCAUACUGUAUAGUUUACUAAAAGCUGACUCUUCAUAAAUAAAUUAGACUAAGGCGGCAAAAACUCGUUAUUCCAAGGCAGAAAAAAAAACGCUCAUCUUCCACUGUUAAUUUGUACAAUAGCGUAUAUAUUAUAUACACGUGUAUUAGAGCGGAGAAGGCGGAAAUAUUUUUGUUCCACAGAGGAAGAAAGAAAUGAAAAAUAAUCAAUUCGCAAUUGUCCUGCGGAUACUGUAUGCAGCUCACAGUAGCCCUCGAGAUAUUUUAUAAAAUUUUAUAGAAUUUGUAAUUAUAUAUAUAUAAUAUUAUAAACAAGCGAUAUACAUUAAUAAUAAACUCAUGAUUUAAAAAAAAAAAAAAAAAAAAAAAA
Molecule: messenger RNA, 1359 nt
Organism: Nasonia vitripennis (jewel wasp)
Lineage: Eukaryota; Metazoa; Arthropoda; Insecta; Hymenoptera; Pteromalidae
Gene: yem
Product: yemanuclein
Exons: 2
Coding region: 261-989 (242 amino acids)
Cellular component (GO): nucleus
Source: RefSeq, a predicted model, not a curated record